This is a messenger RNA of Sarcophilus harrisii (Tasmanian devil), 5322 nucleotides long. It is a transcript of the gene SAMD14, whose product is annotated as sterile alpha motif domain containing 14. The transcript has 9 exons. The coding region runs from base 1589 to 2812 and encodes 407 amino acids. Gene Ontology annotation, biological process: calcium-mediated signaling; actin filament organization; neuron projection development. Lineage: Eukaryota; Metazoa; Chordata; Mammalia; Dasyuromorphia; Dasyuridae. Gene Ontology annotation, molecular function: actin filament binding. Gene Ontology annotation, cellular component: cytoplasm; postsynaptic density; actin cytoskeleton. The record is from RefSeq and is a predicted model, not a curated record.
CUCCAUACUCCCAUAAUCUCAGGGCUGGCCUCUGGCUAAUCCCACUUUUCCUUGCCAUUUUAGAGGAUCACAGGGUUAAUUUGUAGACAGCAUACUGAAGGGUUCUGAACCCUAUGGCUAUCAUUUUUUUUCCCCCACACCUUAUCAGAUACACGCCUCCUUCCUUAUACAUAGAGCUUCCCUAUUAUAGUUUCACCCACAUAGGACAUACAGCCUCCUUGGUGCAAAUAGAGGUAUAUCAUCAGAUGAUGUCUACCCAUACAUGAGCACUCACUCCCCCACUUCCCACUAUAUUUAUUGUCUAGAGAUAAGGACAAAUGAUGGGGAAAUCCCCACAGGGCAGCACUCCCAGCAUGCACUAGGGCAGCAACUGAUGUUCCCACACUGGACUCAGAAGCUCAAAGGAAAAAAGGCAAAGAUGGGAGAGAGGAGAGGAGAGAGGCAGAGAUUGCUGAGAGCAGGCUCUUGGGACUUGGGUUUCUCCUGCAUGAAUCAUGGAUGAAUUUAAAUCAGAAUCUCAGAGCUGGAAGGUACUUCCAAGAUCAUCAUAUCCACCUGGUACUUGAGGAAUAAGUCUGUUGCCUGGACAUUGAAAAAGAUCUGGAGGGCUGAAAACAGAGACAUGCUUUUACAUAGGCACACAUAUAUGUGCCUAGGAUUUGUUUUAUGCACACAUUUUUGCUUGUUCCCAGAUACACAGUUAUGUUUGAGUUUAUCCACCAGAAUCCCUUCCACAGAUUUCUCAAUAGUCCCCUCUCUUCACCUAUGGGAUUUCUUUCUCUCUUGCUUCUUUUUUCUCAGCUCUGGUACUUAGUAUUUUUGUGACUUUGGAUAACUCAUUUCUGCUCUCUGAGCUUCUGAUUCCUCCUCUGUAAACUGAGGGACUUGGACUAGAUGAUUUCCAAGGUCCUUUCUAUUCUCAAUAACAGUCUCUAAUUUCUCUUACUCCUUCCCAAUGUCUCCCCAUCUCCACAUAUCUAGGAAAUCCUCUCCUGAUCCUUUCUUCCUCCUUUCUUUCUUCCCCUUCUUCCUUCCCUCCUUCCUUCCUUGUUCCUUUUCUCCUCUCUUCUUUCAUUCCUUCCUUCCCUCUUUUCUCAUUCAUUUUUUUCCCUGAAAAACCAAAUAGCUGGAACUGCUGCUCCUGUACCCAGAGAAAAGUCCAGGAAAGUCCUUGGCUGCCUAUGAUUUCUGGUGGAAUGGAAGUAUAUAGUAGUCAUAUCUCUAUUUUCCUCCAUCUUUGUCUUCUUCCUAUCUCUCAGUCUCUAUUGUUUUAAUUCUCAGGUUUUCACUGCUUUGGUGUCUGUCUCUGUCAGGCCCUGUUGAGUCCCUCUUUUCCAAUCCCCAAUUUCUCUGCUUCCACAGCUUCAUUACCAUUAUUCUUUGACUUAAUAAGGUAGCUGUGUACAACCCUUUUCUCUACUCCCCCCCUCCCUCAUUAAAUAUUUAUGAGUUUACACUGCUUGGGGCUGCCUUUCUCUAAAAAGCUGUUGCUUUAACUACUUUUCAGAAAGAGAACAACUACACAGCAGAGGAACUGUACUCACUAAUUGGGUUAGGGGCUCUCUAUAAUGUCUCUUUCCCCUUCUGGAUGUAUCAAGACCUGGACUCAGUGAUCCCAGAGACAGUCAGACUGGACAGCAGCCUCCAUAAGGCCCGGGCCCAGUUGCUGGCCAAGGGCAAGCGUCACCGGCCAUCUCGUUCUCGGCUACGGGACAGUGCCAGCUCAGCUGAAGAGGGCGAUGGUCCAGAAGGGCCAGGGGUCAAGGUGACGGAUGGCUGUGGGAGUCCCCUCCACCGACUGCGCUCGCCGCUUCACUCCGGCCCGGGGUCUCCUCCCGGGGGGCCCUUCACCUUGGAGCCCCCAGGGUUGCGGCGGAGCUUGGACGAAGACGAACCGCCGCCCUCACCCCGUACCCGCUACCGGCCCUUACACAAUGCGGCCUCCCACGAGGCUCUCGCUGCCGCCUCCUCGUCCCCCCCACGCUCAGCGCCCAGCUCUGACAGCUCCCCCAGCUUUGUGCGACGACACCACCGGGCUGAGCCGCACAGCGAAGAUGAUAGCCGUGAUGCCAGCCCCUCUGAACCUGCUAGUCCCACUACUGGCCUAGACAAGAAGACUCGUAGAAAAUUUUUGGAUCUGGGGGUUACCCUGCGCAGGGCAUCAACAGGCAAGAACAGGAAGGAGAAAGGAAGCAACCGACUGUCUAUGGGCAGCAGGGAGUCGGUUGAAGGCUCUGGUCGAACAGGUGGCUCCCCAUUUCUGCCCUUCUCCUGGUUCACAGAUAGCAGUAAAGGUUCUGCUUCUUCUGGGAGCACUGCUUCCCCGGCCUGUUCCCCCAAGCAUGAAGGCUUCAGUCCCAAGAAGUCAGCUUCUCAGGAAUCCACCCUGAGUGAUGAUGACUCCACACCUCCCAGCAGCAGUCCUAAGAUACUAAGUAGUUCCCGACCAGACCCCAAGUGCUCCUACCCUUACCACACACUCUCCCAGUCCUCUGAUGAGUUCCUGGAUGAGCCUCUUCCAACUGCUAACCACUGGACUAGUCAACAAGUGGGCCAGUGGCUAGAGAGUCUCAAUUUGGAUCAGUACACUGCUGAGUUUGCAGCUAGACAAGUGGAUGGACAGCAGCUGCUACAACUGGAUGGGGGGAAAUUAAAGAGCUUGGGGCUCAGCAACUCCCAUGACCGGGCACUGGUGAAACGGAAACUGAAAGAGUUGGUGGCAGCAGCUGAGAAGGAGAGAAAGGCUCAGGAGAAGGCUGAACGGCAUCGGGAAAAACAGAAGCGAAAAGAGGCUGAAGCUCGAAAAAGCUAGAGGCUCCCAGGCUAGGAGCACAGACCAUGCAUGACUCUCUGCCUGCUGGGGCAGGGGACCCCUCACACUCUACUUCUUCCAGUCCAGAGGGAGGGAGGAGGAACCACAGGACCUCUGGAAGAAAGGGGGCAUGAACGAGGGAAAGCUUGGACUAGCCCCAAAGUCCCAGACCCUUAGGGGCACACAUUCCCCAUUCACACCCCUCUCAGUACCCCUGUCUAAACCCCAGGAGGGGACCCCCACUGACUAAAAGGGGGUUCCCCUGGGGAGGAAGCAGAAGAAUAAAUCCUAUUUCAAAGAUCUUUGGUAUUGAGUUGAGGAUAGGAAUAUCUCCAAAGUCCCCAGACUCGAAGGGGUUAAGAAUAACCCAGUGAGAAGGACUAAGGGUUAAACUGGUGCCCCAAUUUGCAAGCAUAUUGUUGAGGAACAAGAAUAGCAUAUUACUCUUGUUUCUGACUUAGGAUUACUCUUGUAAGGGAACUUGAAGGAAAAUUUGCUAAGAUUGACCUUUGAAUGACUUUUGCAUCCGUGAAGGCUGUACUCCUCCAGAAAGGGAAGAUAUAGAUAGAAGUAAGAAAGAACAAAGAUAGACACCAAUCCAGAAUAAGAGAGAGAAAAUUUGGGGAUUCUUCUUUAAGAGACCCUAAAAUGCUUUUGAGAGGGGAAGAAAUAUGUUCUUUCCCAUUUUCUGGCAGCUGAGCUAAGAAGGGUAAUUAUAUUUUCAUCAGCCCUCUUUUUGAUGCCGUUGGUCUUUGGCUUCCAGCUGAGCUCUGAUCUGAUUUAGGACUCAAAACCCAUCUCUUGGUUUUUCCUCUUGGGAUAAUGAUAAGGAGGAUACCUGGGCACACUCCCAGGACAGGAGAAGCUUUAGAUGCUUCCCUAACCAUCUUGAUACUUUGUUAGCCAAGGGAGAGCACUAAGUAGGGAAGGGCUGCCAUUCCCAUUAGAGUGCAAUGAUAGAAUUUAGAAGUUAUCUUCUUCCACCCCUCUCACCCCCACUUUAGGUGAACUGUACAGCUCUAAAUUGUCCCUUUUGGUAUUUUAAUUCUUUGUCUCUCCUGUCCCCAUGAAAGUAUCCUCGGAGUCUCUCCACCCACAAAGCCUUGUGUCUCAAAGUCCAAAGCUUUCCAUAUUCCCCAUUGACCGUAAAUGUCUGAGGACUCUUGGCAAAGUUGUGGUACGGGACCCAACCCCACUUUAGAGCCUAACGAGUGUGUGUGUGCGUGUGCACACUGGGAGGGGCAGAAAGGGAGGGCAGGGGGGGAGUGCUGCUGGAUCAUACCUCAUACUCCACAGGGUUCUCCUUCUGAGAGGAAGAGUAAAAUCCUAAAACCUUAGAGCUGGAAGUGGACCCUGCCAGAGAGCAGCCAGCAGAGGGCAGCAAAAUGUCCUCAGGGCUAGGCAGGGGCCAUCCUGCCCUCAGGGUUAGUAGAAGGUAGCAUAAGUUAAUAGCUCUUUCGGCAACGUGUCAGGAACCAGUUUCUGUUCUUGUUAGGAAACGUCAGAGUGGAAUAACACACCCUCCCCAACCCGUGCCCCAGAUGUCCAAAGCCUUCAUCCAAGGCCCAGGAACAUUGCUAUCUAUCUCUCCUGUGAAGGAACCAGGUGUGAUGGAAUGUCUAAGAGAAAAAUGAAGGGCUCUUUUUUCCUUCUCACCUGGGAGAGUAUCCAGUUUAGAUCUGGACAUGUGCAGACUUUCUUUUUGUACCCAGAAGUCUUCAUCCAAACAGCUAAUGGCUGUGUCCCCUGGCUCUACUACUCCCACUCCACCUGUUUCUGGGGUUCUGGUCUCCAAAGAGGGUUCUCUCCAUAUACUGCUAUCUCCCUUCCUUGUUACAAAAAGACCUCAGUUCCUGCUUUGCUAUUCCCUUCCCUCUCUUAAAGGAAUGAUGAAGGGAAAAGAUAGCAAGAUCAUGAUUUGAAUUCUUCCGCUAAUGUGUAGCCUUGGGCAAAUUGUUGAACACUUUGAACCUUAUUGUUAAAAACUGGUAGUGGGAAAGGAGAUGAGUAGAACCAGAUGAUUUCUAAUAUUCCUUUCUUCUUGGAAGAAAGCAGCAAAACUAUGGGUGAACAAGGGAACUAUGGGGGUGAAUAUUGUAGGUAAGAAACACAAAACACUCAUUUAGGAAAAGCACAGAAAAGGCUCACUUCAAGUCUAGAUGAUACUGUCAAGGUCAAGUUCAUGAAACAGAGUGGUGUUAUGGAAAAACUUUAGAUUUAGUCAGAGGGUCAGGGUUCAAACAUGAGGUCCAUUACUUAGAGUAUGAUCUGAGGAAGACUUUCCCAGCUGUAGGCCGUAAUUAUUAAAUGAGGGGUUUGGAUUAGAUAUUUAUUCCCUUAAAGUCUUUCUAGUUUGGUCAGUUUUCCAGUUCUAUAUAGGCAACUUGAAUUGGUUAGGGUAGAGGGGAAGAUCCAAAGGGAAGAAUCUCCCCAGGGAUUCUAUGGAAAUAGAAAUUGGCAUCUGGGGGUAAGUGUAGUAAAGGGAAUCACCAUAGUUUCCAUGGAAUUUG